This is a messenger RNA of Microdochium trichocladiopsis, 1776 nucleotides long. Its product is annotated as HSF-type DNA-binding-domain-containing protein. Gene Ontology annotation, biological process: regulation of DNA-templated transcription. The record is from RefSeq and is a predicted model, not a curated record. The coding region runs from base 1 to 1776 and encodes 591 amino acids. The transcript has 5 exons. Lineage: Eukaryota; Fungi; Ascomycota; Sordariomycetes; Xylariales; Microdochiaceae. Gene Ontology annotation, molecular function: DNA-binding transcription factor activity; sequence-specific DNA binding.
AUGGCGAGCGUAACCGAAAGCACGCCCCGAACCCCACUGGGUAUGGAGCCUCAAGACAGCCUUGCUUCUCGAACGGUUCCAAUUAUUGCCUCCUCCUCCACCUCCAACCCUCCCGUCAUCAAGACAUCGGCCGCCUCUCCCCGGGGCGAUCCAAUGGAAAUCACGACACCGACUGACAAGCGGCCACAUGGCAACGGCGCCGACUCGACCGACCGCUACAACAACAGCUCAUCUGGCGAAUACUCGACAGCCCCAGCGCACACGCCGACGUCCUCUACGACAACGAUGCCUGCGCCCGCGCCCGCGGCAGCUGCCGCUGCCGUCCACCAGCCCAAGAUUGUGCAAACAGCCUUCAUACAUAAGCUAUACAAUAUGCUCGAAGAUCCAGCCAUCCAGCACCUGAUCAGCUGGUCAAGCUCAGCAGACAGUUUCGUAGUCUCUCCGACGAAUGAUUUCUCAAAAGUUCUUGCUCAAUAUUUCAAGCACACCAAUAUUUCCUCGUUUGUGCGCCAGCUCAACAUGUACGGCUUUCACAAAGUCAGCGAUGUGUUCCACACGGGUAAUCCCGACUCAGCACUGUGGGAGUUCAAACACGGCAACGGCAACUUUAAGAGAGGCGACCUAGUUGGACUUCGAGAGAUCAAGCGAAGGGCCUCCCGCCACGCCCUCGUACAUCGCGAGUACAGCAACCAGAAGCCCACCCCAUCUCAGCCAGGAACCCCGUCAGAACCCAUGCCCCCAAUCCACGACAAUGCCGAUCCCCGAGUUGUUCCCGUAGAGCACGUCUACGAUCUCAGCGCAAGACUUACACGUAGUGAGGAGAAUGCCCACUACAUGCACAUCAAGCAGCAGGCUAUGGUCGAAACUAUCAAUCGAUUGUUGCAAUUCAACCAAGAGAUCUCCAGAGCUUUGCUGGCUCUCGUGCCUCCUGACAGUCCAGUCCACCGUGAUGUCGCGGUUCUUCAAGGCGAGAUUCAGCGUCACACGGACCAGUUCAGGACGAUCGACGAGCCGCACGAGCCCCCGUUCAGUGCACGCGGCCAGUAUUUCGCUGCCCUUGACAAUGCGCCUGUGUCGCCACGCCAGAUGGCGCAGGACGACCAGCGACGGCUAGGGCCUGGAGCAGCUCAAGCUCGAGGAAACUUCCACCGGCCUCCAGUCCCUUCAAACUUGUCUCUCGGAGCACGCCGGCCUUUUGGCUCGAUCGGAGGGCCGGGGACUCCCGGCGCACCAUCCUCACCGUCGCCGCUUCGUUCUCAGGCAGCUCCACCAGCGCCUGGCCCUCACCCCUUGGCGAAUGUCGAGCUUCCCCCCAGCUCUUUAGCUAGACGGCAUACCUCAGCUGACAUCCGCGCGCAUGGCUGGCAGCCAGCUCCUCCUCAUUACGUUGGUUCUGGACCGCCAUCUGGCCCUCCCUCGUCGCAAUGGCCGUCCUCUCCAAACCGGAUCGCGCCAGAAGACCAGCGCAUUCGAGAGUCUUUGUCUCAAUACUCUCUGCCAAAUGCCGCUCAACAACAGCAACAAUCCCGCUCGAGGCCAACAACUCCUCCACCCCCGCCGUUCUCGAAUGGAAUCAAUGGAGUUGACAGCUUCAAUAACUGGUCAUGGAACUCUGCGAGCCGCGAAAACAAGAACCUCGCCAUCAAGGACAGCUCUGGGCCACCCACUCGGAGGGGCAGCAUGGCGCAUAUCCUGAACCCGGCUGAGACCGCCGAGCGCGAUGAGAACGACGACUUGCGCGGCGACGAUGAUAGGAAGAGGAAGCGGCUGCAAUGA